This is a messenger RNA of Boeremia exigua, 716 nucleotides long. Its product is annotated as thioredoxin-like protein. The coding region runs from base 335 to 643 and encodes 102 amino acids. The record is from RefSeq and is a predicted model, not a curated record. Gene Ontology annotation, biological process: cellular response to oxidative stress. The transcript is spliced from 2 exons. Gene Ontology annotation, molecular function: glutathione disulfide oxidoreductase activity. Gene Ontology annotation, cellular component: nucleus; cytoplasm. Lineage: Eukaryota; Fungi; Ascomycota; Dothideomycetes; Pleosporales; Didymellaceae.
ACGUCCGCGGGCCACUGCCAAAAACGCGCUAAUGAGCGCACCUUCUCCAGCACGUCAUACGCAAAGCCUCAUGCACUGCGGGGCGCAAACAGCACUUUACUAAUCACCUACAACCUCACAUCUAGAUUCCUAGAUUCCAAAUCGCCAUCAGUUCGCCGUCGUAAACAGCAGUCACAGACCACCCCAUCUCCUGCAUAAAAACCGGUACGCCCUGCGCGAGAACAAUUUCCCCAGCAGUAGCUUCAACACCUUUUCUCACACAGCAGCAGCAAAUACCGCAACCAUUUCCUCCAUCAUCCGCCGCUUCUUUAGCCGCGCCCCCAGCCCAGGAACCAUGUCCGCCUCCAAGACCAAGGUCCAGUCCAUCAUCGACGAGAACGCCGUUGCCGUCUUCUCCAAGUCUUACUGCCCGUACUGUCGCCAGGCCAAGCAGCUGCUGAGCGACCAGGGCGCCAAGUUCUACGCCAUUGAGCUCGACCAAGUCGAUGAUGGCUCUGCUAUCCAGUCUGCGCUCGCCGAGCUGACGGGCCAGUCUACCGUCCCCAACAUUUUCAUCGCGAAGAAGCACAUUGGCGGCAACUCGGACUUGCAGGCCAAGAAGGGCAGCCUGCCCAACCUGCUCAAGGACGCGGGUGCCAUCUGACUCGAUGGUGCCAAGGGGAAGCUAUAAGCUAGAACUCUAAUGAGAAUAAUUUCAAUCCAAGUACAACACUUCA